This is a messenger RNA of Clupea harengus (Atlantic herring), 8465 nucleotides long. It is a transcript of the gene atp10a, whose product is annotated as ATPase phospholipid transporting 10A. The record is from RefSeq and is a predicted model, not a curated record. NCBI's taxonomy places the organism in Eukaryota, Metazoa, Chordata, Actinopteri, Clupeiformes, Clupeidae. Gene Ontology annotation, cellular component: plasma membrane. Gene Ontology annotation, molecular function: ATP hydrolysis activity; ATP binding; ATPase-coupled intramembrane lipid carrier activity. Gene Ontology annotation, biological process: phospholipid translocation.
UUCGUCAUGAACAUUCUGAGUAAGUAGCAACUGCGGCAAAAUGAUCCAAAUGUCUCAACAAAGCCUCACUACCGAGAAUGGCUUUGCGCAAGUUUGUUUCUUUGGUUUGCAGAUCUAUGGACAUGCGCAUAACGGGCAUGGGGUGGUCGCUCACUAACACGUCCUCGUUUUCAAAGCAUCCCCAGCUGCAACAGGAAAAAAAAGUCGAGAUGCACUAAAAGUUUUUAGGGCUUUGACGAGGGAAAGUAAGGAAAACAUAGAAAUGUGUGAAAAGGAGUAUUCAGCGUAAACCACGAUUUCUGUCUUGCUUUUAAACGGACAGAGAUAAGCAUGAUUACUUAGUAUCUGCCUGUUUCAGAGAACGGAAAAGAAACAAAAGUUUGGCGUUUGGGGUAGCCUAAAGUAUGGCGCGAGAGGUUGGAGAGACCGGAGUCAAAGGUUCUGAAGUUAAGAAGCAGAAGAGAAAGAAAAGCAAGAAGGAAGGCAAAACCAGGACUGUACACGCAAAUAUACUUUAUGAUAAUGCCAAAGGAGAAGAUAACCCUAACAGACACUAUGCAGACAACAAGAUUAAAACAACCAAAUAUACUCUGCUCUCGUUCUUGCCGAAAAACCUUUUCGAACAGUUCCACCGAUUUGCCAACGUGUAUUUUGUUUUCAUAGCUUUAUUGAAUUUUGUGCCGGUGGUAAAAGCUUUUCAGCCAGAGUUAGCGCUGGCCCCGGUUGUCUUUAUUUUGUCUGUUACUGCAAUUAAGGAUCUAUGGGAGGAUUACAGGAGACACCGCUCAGAUAAAGAAAUAAAUCAUAUGGACUGUCUUGUCUAUAGCAGGACUGAGAGGUGCUACCUGGAGAAGUACUGGAAGGAGAUCCGCGUGGGAGACUUCAUCCGGCUGCGCUGCAACGAGAUCGUGCCGGCCGACGUGCUGCUGCUCAGCUCCAGCGAUCCUGACCGCCUGUGCCACAUCGAGACGGCCACGCUGGACGGCGAGACCAACCUGAAGCAGCGGCACGUGGUCCGAAGCUUCAUUGACCUGGAUUGUGAGUUCGAUCCAUUCAAAUACAACAGCAUCAUUGAAUGUGAGAAGCCUAACAACGACCUGAACCGAUUUCGAGGUUACAUAAUCCAUCGCAGUGGCCGGAGGGACGGUCUAUACAAAGAGAGCCUGCUACUAAGAGGCUGCACCGUACGCAACACAGAGGAGGCCGUCGGGAUCGUCAUCUAUGCCGGUCAUGAGACGAAAGCCAUGCUGAACAACAACGGGCCUCGCUACAAGCGUAGCAAGCUGGAGCGGCAGAUGAACGUGCACGUGUUCUGGUGUGUCAUCAUCCUGCUGGUCAUGUGCCUCUUCACGGCCAUAGGUCACGGGCUUUGGCUGUUUCAGUAUGGAGAUAAGCGCCCCGUGUUUGACGUCCCCAGCCCUGAUGGAAGGGACUUAUCGCCCGUGCUGUCAGCCAUUUAUCUGUUCCUCACUAUGAUUAUCGUGUUCCAGGUCCUGAUCCCCAUCUCCCUGUUCGUGUCUAUUGAGAUUGUGAAAAUAUGCCAGGUGUACUUCAUACACCAGGACAUGGAUCUGUACGACGAGGAGACGGACUCCCACCUGCAGUGCCGGGCUUUGAACAUCACAGAGGACCUAGGCCAGAUGCAGUACAUCUUUUCUGACAAGACUGGCACGCUGACCGAGAACAAGAUGGUGUUUCGCCGUUGCACUGUGGCUGGAGUGGAGUACUCCCACGAUGCCAAUGCAAAAAGGCUGGCCAUGUAUCAGGAAGUAGAUUCGGAGGAAGAGGAUUGCACGUCCCAUGGCGGUACUUUGCCUAGACGUGAAAGUGUGACCAGCCAUCAGAGUGCCAAGGUGGUGCUGCGCUCGCAAAGCACCAAAUCCCACCGCCGGACAGGAAGCCGUGCCGAGGCCAAGAGAGCCAGCAUCCUCUCCAAGCACACCGCCUUCAGCAGUCCCAUGGAGAAAGACAUCACCCCGGACCCGCAGCUCUUGGAUAAAGUGAACGACGGCGCGAGCCAGAUGGACUUCAUGCGUUUCCACAGCCAGGCUCUCAGCCAGAUCCCUUCCGACCUCUCUGACAUCAUCGACUUCUUUAUCGCUCUCACCAUCUGCAACACCGUGGUUGUGUCCUCCCCCAACCAGCCCAGACAGAAGGUGCGGAGGUUCGAGCUGAAGUCUCCUGUGAAGACCAUCGAGGACUUCAUCAAGCGCUUCACGCCCAGCCGCCUGACGUCCGGCUCCAACAGCAGCAGCUUGUCCAGCCUGGUCACCAACCGCUCGUUCUCGCAACGCGCCUGCUCCAGCUUCCUGUCCUCGCCGUCUGCAGAGAGCACGCUCACCAAGCUGAACGAGGAGCGGCAGGCGGCCACCAACAGCGCCGCCGCCGCUUCCAACGUCUCCGCCAGCGGCAUCAGUACACUGGAUCACGCUUUCAGCCCUGUACCGGCCUCCGUGGAAGGAGGAAAGUCGCCCUGGGCGGUGGAGGAGGGCGAGCUGCGCUACGAGGCUGAGUCGCCAGACGAGGCGGCGCUGGUGUACGCGGCCCGUGCCUACAAGUGCUCCCUGGUGGGUCGUUUACCGGACCAAGUGACAGUGGAGCUGCCUCACCUGGGGAAGCUCACUUUCGAACUUCUGCAUACACUGGGCUUUGACUCGACCCGGAAGCGCAUGUCGGUGGUGGUCAAGCACCCACUCACUGACCAGAUUACCGUCUACACCAAAGGAGCCGAUUCAGUCAUCAUGGACCUCAUCACACCUCCCCGCACAGAUAAUCCCAAGGGAAAGCGGCAGAAGAAAAUCCUGCACAAGACCCAGAGCUAUCUGAAUCUCUAUGCAGCAGACGGACUGAGAACCCUCUGCAUCGCCAAAAAGGUCCUCAGUAAGGAAGAGUAUGGCCGCUGGCUGCGGGGUCACCUAGAGGCGGAGACGUCCAUCCAGGGCAGAGAGCAGCUGCUGUUUGAGUCGGCCCUCAGACUGGAGACCAACCUGCAUCUCUUGGGAGCGACAGGGAUUGAGGACCGGCUGCAGGACGGAGUCCCUGAGACCAUCGCCGCUCUGAGGAAGGCCGGCCUGCAGAUUUGGGUGCUGACUGGAGACAAGCAGGAGACGGCCAUCAACAUCGCCUACGCCUGCAAGCUGCUGGACCCCGAGGAGGAGAUCAUCACCCUCAACGCAGACUCCCAGGAGGCCUGUGCCGUCCUGCUGGAGGAGAGCCUGCACUACAUCCAGGCCAAGUUCCUGUGCGGCUCCUCGCCCGAGCACAGCGCCGCCAAGGCUUACCAGCAGCAGCAGCAGCAGCAGUUCACCACCUUCCACCUGUCCCCUUUCUCCUGCUCGCCCUCCCACUCCGCCUCCUCCUCCUCCUCUUCCUCCUCGGCGGGCACGGGGCCGUUCCUGGUGCACCGGCUGGGCCUGGUGAUCGACGGGCGGACGCUGGCCUACGCGCUGGACCGGAGCCUGGAGGACAAGUUCCUGGCGGUGGCGCGCAGCUGCCGAUCGGUGCUGUGCUGCCGCUCCACGCCGCUGCAGAAGAGCAUGGUGGUAAAGCUCGUGCGCAACAAGCUCAAGGUCAUGACCCUGGCCAUAGGUGAUGGGGCUAAUGAUGUCAGCAUGAUCCAGGUUGCUGAUGUCGGCGUAGGCAUCUCUGGACAGGAGGGAAUGCAGGCAGUCAUGGCCAGUGACUUUGCGCUCCCCCGCUUCCAGUACCUGCAGAAGCUGCUGCUGGUUCACGGCCACUGGUGCUACUCCCGGCUGGCCAACAUGAUCCUCUACUUCUUCUACAAGAACGCGAUGUUUGUGGCGCUCAUCUUCUGGUUCCAGUUCUACUGUGGAUUCUCCGGGUCGGCCAUGAUCGAUCAGUGGUAUCUGAUCUUCUUCAACCUGAUGUUCUCCGCCUUCCCUCAGCUCAUCACCGGCACCCUGGACAAAGACGUGUCAGCUGAGACCCUCCAAGAACUACCUCAGCUCUAUAUGAGCGGACAGAACUCAGAGGAAUAUAAGCCAUAUAUGUUCUGGAUGAACAUGAUUGAUGCCUUUUAUCAAAGCCUAGUCUGUUUCUUCAUUCCCUAUUUUGCGUAUGCUGACUCCAAUGUGGACUUGUUCACGUGGGGGACUCCCAUCACCACACUAGCCUUGUUCACCAUCUUACUCCACCUGGGCAUUGAGACCAAGACAUGGACGUGGAUGAACUGGGCCUCCAUCAUGUUCAGCGUGUCCCUCUUCUUCACGGUGGCCCUGUGCUACAACGCCUCCUGCCCCACCUGCUACGCCCCCUCCAACCCCUACUGGACCAUGCAGAGGCUGCUGGGAGAUCCUCUGUUCUACCUGCUGUGCAUUAUAACCCCGUUCACCGCUCUCCUGCCCAGAUACUUCUACAGGGCUUGUCAGGGUUCGCUGUUCCCCAGCCCCGUCCAGGUCGGAAGGCAGUUGGACACGCUCCCGACGGAGAUACGGAGGAACCUCCUCAGUCUGAACUGGAUGAAGGUGGGCUCUCUGGGCUCGCUGUUCGGGCCCCGGCCCUCCUUCUUCCCCUUCUCCGCCUCGUUCCCCAAAGGCUGUGGGCCGAGGUCACAGCAACCUCACUCCACUGCCUCCUCCUCCUCUUCAUCUUCCUCCUCCGCUUCUUCGUCCUCCAAGAAACCGGAGGCAACAGGCAGCGCUGUGAACUCUAAUGGCCAGGAGACAUGGAACAGCUGCCAGGGCUCCAAGCAAACAGUCAAGCAGAGCUCCUGCGCUGGUGUCCAACAGCAGGACCGGGGGCAGCCACACCAGCAGGCCUCAGGCCCUCCACUCCUCCUCUCCUCCUCCUCCCUCUCCUCCUUCUGCCACCCAGGCAGCAAAGGGGAUUCUCUGUGCCCCCCCCCGACUGACACCAACACCCUGCCUUACACCAAAGAGCCCAGCAGGCCCGGGGAGCCGCCAGACCCCCCCGCCUUCGAGGAGGUGGAGCAGCUGGCGGACUUCAGGCCGCUGGGUUGGAUGACCUCCACCCCGCUGCUGGUGCUGCCACCUCAGCCAGAGGGCGCGGCCAGCGGUGCUCAGGGCGGAGCCCACCGGCGGGACUUUGAGGGCGAGGCCAGCCCCAUGCACAGGCUCCUCCCCCAAGAGGGCGGGGCUCACCACGCCCAGAGCUCAGACUGUGAGAAAGAGCACGCCCUCAAAACAACUCUACUCUGAUGCAUUCUACACUUUUUUUCCCAUAUUAUGCAGAUUCCGUUUUGCACGUUAGUUUUCAGAAAUUUUUAUUCUAUUUUUCAGGAGAAUUAUUUUAUAAAAGUUAUAGAUGGGUACUAUACAUAUAUAUAUAUAUAUGUGUGUAUAUAUAUAUAUACGUUUUAUAGGUGUACAAAGUGAAACCAAGUAAGGAGAUAUUUUGUGAGAUUUAGGUUAUGCUUCUGUAACUGGAGGGUUUCCAUUUGUAUGUAUGUGUGUGUGUUGUGUUUUUAUCGCUGGAAUGCCUUGUUUUAUUUAAGUCCCAUCUCAGAACUAAAGGCGGUGUUUGUUUCUGUAAGAGUCUACGCAGAAUCAUCCCGUUAUCAGUGUGUUCAGAUGUGCUUGUUCUGGCUUGGGCUUUGAAUCCCACACAUGUUUGCAGACCUUGGUUCCCUGUUUGGGUCUAGAUAGCGCCCCCUUCAGCUGUUCCUGCUUAUCUCUCUCUCUCUCUGUCUCUCUCUCUGUGUCUCUGUCUCUCUCUCUGUCUCUGUAAGAACAGCUGAAGCUCCACCACUGCUAACCCUUUACUUCGUCAGGGCCUCUAAGUGUGCCUUAACCUCCCCAUCGUUGACACCAAAUUAAAACGGCAUAAUUUAUGUGUGGUUUCUGACACCAGUUUUAGCAGGAAAGCUCAGCUUUAGCGAGCUCCUUUCGCCUGAACUGACUUACUGGGGAGGGAGGGAGCCCGCCCCGUGUUAGGAGCACAAGUACACACAAGAGCUUGGUGAUAUUCCAGUGAAACUUGAAAUUGAAUCUAAGGAGCUCGCCAGAGAUGCCUGCCUUACCCUGCUGAGCAGGGGAGGGGGAGCCUCAGGGCAGACCAAACUCUUUCUUAUUACCCCUAAGGGCUCUCUUAGCAUUCACUGAUACCAACAUUUGGAUUGUCUUGUCUUUAAUACUUGCUGCUUCCCCCGGUGAGAUAAUAUAUAUGUAUGUAUGUAUGUAUGUAUGUGUAUUUUAAAUAGAGUAAGUAAAGCUAUAUUGCAGUACAGACAGGUAUUGAUAUAUUAGUUAUAUUCACAGUACUUUCUGUGCAGUAAGCUAGGUUCCAUGUCCAGUUGCCAUUGUCAUUGUAGACUUUAUAUCUGAACAUAUGAAACCUAUCGGCCCACAUGGAGGAGACCAGCGAGACCGGCAUUCACACUAUUGGGAGUUUUGAAGGGAGUCAAGGAUGGUAGUCUUUUACCCUGUGCCACACAUUGUUUUUUCCACUCACCAUCAUGUGUCCUAAAAGUUCAUGCUAAUUCCAUAUCCUGUUAGCAUGUGUGUAAACUAUUCAGUGUCUUUUUUGGGGUGUGUUAGCUCGUUAGCUUGCCACCACUGUUGUUCAUGUUCUGAACUAUGGUUUAGGAUGAAACUUGAUUUUACCUGUCCUUAAAUCAUCUGUUAGCAUUAGCAUCCCAAAGUAAAGGUUUCCGAACACCACUCUGUCUGGCCAUCACCAUUUCAUCUGUUAUUUUUUUAUAAAACAACAUAAAUAUUAUUGUGCGUUUUAACAGUGCUUUUUUGGUCGCUAACCCUCAAAAUAUGUAGCCCUCAACUCAGAACGGAGGUGGGAUCAUUUGGCCUUUGAGGAUUUCACAAGUGAACACUGUCAAAAAUGGAGCGUAGGGGCAGUGAUGGUGCUAUGUAUCACGUUGUUAAGAGGGAGAAAUUGAAUUAUGAGUGAAAUGCAUGCACACUCAAAAAUGACUUGCAGGACAGAAAAGUCGUUUGUUUGUACGAGAUGUUCAGCAUUUCAGCUUUUCACAUUUCAUUUCAGCCAGGUGGAGGUGCACGUUUCUUUUUUCUUUUCCUUUUUUGUUAUCGAUUGCUAAAUAUUUAUUCUCGUAACGUCUGAGCUGGGAAAAGUCAGUUGCCAAAUCUAUGUUAUCCAUUGUUAUAGAAUUUGCACAGUGUUGAACAUCAGCAGGGCAAUGCUUCAAAGUUAGAUUUCAAUGUACUCAUUUUGUACACCUUUUUUUUGUCUUUGAAUCCAAAGGACCACCAUCUUUUAAUGUUCUUUAAGAGUCUCUAUGAUGACUCCGAAGGGAUUCAAUACCAAAGAUAUUCCUUCUCAUCUCUCUGACCUUUGUGUUCCUCUUAAACAUGUUCAUGUUGAACCUGUAAAAACUCAGUGGCUUGUUCUAAAAUCAUUCCAUGUUUAUCAGUAAGGAAAAGGUCGAAGGUCACUGCCGUGCCUUUGGUUGUCCUCGACCCUCACAGACGAAUAUGCCACGCCCACAUGGAUGAUUGACAGGCUGACGUUGCAUUCUGGGAUGGGAGCAUUUUAAGCCGUUGCGCAUUUGCCAGGCCUCUGUGUUUCUGUCAAGUCUGACCGAAUGCCUAACGAAUCUUGGCAUGUUCAGACAUCUUGAGCACUAACCAAAAAGUUGUUAUAUUUUGAUAGACGUUCCUGGAGAAACCUGGCCAGCUAUCUGUGUUCACAGUGCACACGAGCCAAACUAGCAGGCCCUCUGAAGGUGUGUGUGUGUGUGUGUGUGUGUGUGUGCACUGCCGUCAGCAGGUCCACAACGUAACAUCACGUGCCUUAAACACUGGACGCAAAAAAAGCCUUAAAGUCCUUUUACCUUUUGACUGGAUCGUAAAAAAUCAAUAAAUGCAAUUGAUUACAUAUGAGACCUGAAAGUGCAUUAUUCAGCUGUAUUUCUGUAUGUUUGUGGCGAGGGGUUGGCAUUUGUCCACUCUCUGCUGUCCCAGAUUCCAGGUCUGUCGGUGCCUGGCUGGGCUUCCCAUGAUUUUAACACAAAUCAGUCACUGAUGCGUUCCAAAGCUACUGCUCUCACUCACACAUGAUGGGCUGUUCUCACAGGAAUAUUAAUUAUUUCUUCUUCUCUCACACACACUCACACUCUCUCUCUCUCCGUCUGUCUGUGUCUUUCUCUCUGUCUUGCUUUCUCUCUCCUCCUUCAAUUGCAUUUGAAUUAAGAGAGUAUGAGUGUGUGUUUUGUUUAGUGGUUGUUCAAAUUUACACAGUUUGCUGGGGUUUUUUCCCCUCCCUUUCCCAUAUCCAAACUAAGUUUUGAGGUCUUUAUACUGUAUUGGUCUUGCUCACUGUUUACAGAGAUUUAAUGUUUCGCCCUUUUUUUGCCUUUCUUUCUUUUUUGGCCGUCAUUUGUUGGGAAGCACUCAUUUUGAACCGCUGUGUCACCCUGGGUCUGGAAGUAAUGUAUUCAUUACGACUGUGCUGUUGUCUCCUGUCAAGAACAAUUCUUUCAUUUGUUUCUUAAAUUAAAUAAAUUGAUGAGAAUA